Apis mellifera (honey bee) is the source of this 799-nucleotide messenger RNA. RefSeq names its product ankyrin repeat domain-containing protein 39. Bases 140 to 784 code for a protein of 214 amino acids. The transcript has 3 exons. The record is from RefSeq and is a predicted model, not a curated record. Lineage: Eukaryota; Metazoa; Arthropoda; Insecta; Hymenoptera; Apidae. Gene Ontology annotation, molecular function: protein binding.
CAGAAUUAGGAUAUCGAGUUAUUUGUAGCACGGGGGAGGCCGAAAUACUUUGGACAUUGCAAAGGGAAUUGUAAAGUCAACAAUUUAUAUUCUCAGGAUUAUAUUUAUAAGAGAAAAGUACUACUUAUAUACAAGACAAAUGCGAGUAAGCUUGCUAAUAUGCAUGCAAAUUGAAAAAAAAGUAAAUCACUCAGAUACUAAGUCUACAUUAAACAUGGAGCACAAUCAUAGUUAUAAUGAUCAUAAUAAAUGCUGCAGUACUAAUGUCAGUGUUCAUCAAUCUCUAAUGGAAAUGGAGUUUGAACGUGGUAUAUGGUAUGCUGCACAAUAUAAUGAUUUGGAUCGUGUAAAGACAUUAUUAAAGAAAGGUGUUUCUGCUAAUAUAGAAGAUUCAGCUGGAUAUACCGCAUUACAUUAUGCAGCUAGAAAUGGACAUUAUAAAAUUUGUAAUAUGUUAUUAGAAAAUGAUGCAGCCGUGAAUGCACAAACACGCUGUGGUCGUGCCACUGCUCUACAUAGAGCAGCUAUGCAAGGUCACUAUAACAUUGUUGAACUUUUGUUAAAAUAUGAUGCAAAUCCUAAUUUAAAAGAUGCUGAUGAUUAUACCCCUUUACAUAAAGCACUUAUAGCACGCUCAACAUCAGUUUGUAAAUUAUUAAUACCAUGCACUAAUCUAUCAUUAUUGAAUAACAAUAUGCAGAGUAUAGAACAAUUGGUAAAUGAAAAAUUUCCUGAUAUUUUACCAUUUUUAUUAACAUAUAUAAAUAAAGAAAAAAAUAAAUAAAUGAUAAAUAAAAAU